Cyanistes caeruleus (blue tit) is the source of this 1219-nucleotide messenger RNA. Lineage: Eukaryota; Metazoa; Chordata; Aves; Passeriformes; Paridae. The record is from RefSeq and is a predicted model, not a curated record.
GGGUUUUCUCUCCCUCUCAGGUUCCGGCCCUUUGUGCCCCACAUCCCCUUCGAUUUCUAUGUCUGUGAGAUGGCGUUUCCACGCGUCAAACCCGCGGCGGACGAGACGGCCUUCAGCGAGGCUCUGCUCAAGAGGAACCAGGACCUGGCUCCCACCGCUGCCGAGCAGGCUUCCAUCCUGUCCCUGGUGACCAAGAUCAACAACGUCAUCGACAAUUUAAUUGUGGCCCCGGGAACGUUUGAAGUGCAAAUCGAGGAGGUUCGCCAGGUGGGCUCCUACAAGAAGGGGACGAUGACGACGGGGCACAACGUGGCGGAUCUGGUGGUGAUCCUAAAGAUCCUGCCCACCUUGGAAGCCGUGGCGGCCCUGGGGAACAAGGUGGUGGAGAGCCUGCGGGCGCAGGACCCCGGGGAAGUCCUGACCAUGCUGACCAACGAGACCGGCUUCGAGAUCAGCUCGGCCGACGCCACGGUGAAGAUCCUGAUCACCACGGUGCCGCCCAACCUGCGCAAGCUGGACCCGGAGCUGCACCUGGACAUCAAGGUGCUGCAGAGCGCCCUGGCCGCCAUCCGGCACGCGCGCUGGUUCGAGGAGAACGCCUCGCAGUCCACGGUGAAGGUUCUGAUCCGGCUGCUCAAGGACCUGAGGAUUCGCUUCCCCGGCUUCGAGCCGCUCACGCCCUGGAUCCUGGACCUGCUGGGGCACUACGCCGUGAUGAACAAUCCCACCCGGCAGCCCCUGGCCCUCAACAUCGCCUACAGGCGCUGCCUCCAGAUCCUGGCGGCCGGGCUCUUCCUGCCCGGCUCCGUCGGCAUCACGGAUCCGUGCGAGAGCGGCAACUUCCGCGUGCACACGGUGAUGACGCUGGAGCAGCAGGACAUGGUGUGCUACACCGCCCAGACCCUCGUCCGCAUCCUCUCCCACGGAGGGUACCGGAAAAUCCUGGGGCAGGAGGGUGACGCCAGCUACCUGGCGUCCGAGAUGUCCACGUGGGACGGGGUGAUCGUGACGCCGUCGGAGAAGGCGUACGAGAAACCUCCGGAGAAGAAGGAAGGGGAGGAGGAAGAGGAAAACCAGGAAGAGCCAGCGGCGGGCGAGGAGGAGGAGAGCAUGGAGACGCAGGAGUGAGGGACAGGGGACACUGGCCAAGGAACACCGUGGGGUCUAGGCCCCUCCUCGGUCACCUGACGUGUCCCUGUCCCCUGUCCCUGGUUUGUAA